UUCUCGCGUCGUGGACAGACAUUGCAAUUUGCAACUGCAACAAUGGAGGAGAAGAGCGACGUGGAUCCUCCUCCUUCUUCUUCCUUCAAGCUUCUGGCGUCGUUUCCUUCUGGUCUCUCUCCCUCACAGGUUUCUGUGAAUCUCACCGACGCUUACGAUCGAAUCCCCCACCCUGAUCUCACCUUGGAAAAUUCCAUCUCUGAGAUAUGGGUGCAGAGGAGUCUCAAAAAUCAAUCGCUCUUCAAUGGGAAGAAGUUCAGGUAUGGAGGGUGUUCUUUGCUCACUGGAGGUGCAUCUGACCAUGCACCACAUCUUUGCCUCCACCUUGGUUUGACAGAUUAUAGGACUUUUGUGGGGACAAAUUUAAGUCCUUUGUGGGAAAGAUUCCUGAUUCCAUCAGAAGAUGAUUCCGUUAUUUGUCAGCAUACCUCCAGUCCACUAGGAAAUGGUGCAGUGGUGGAGACAAUUGACAAGAAGAUACUAGUAUUACAACGAAGUAAUAAUGUUGGUGAAUUUCCUGGAUAUUUUGUUUUCCCAGGAGGCCAUCCUGAGCCUCAAGAAGUUGGUAUAGCAUCCCAUCAACAUGUCAAGGAGUUAAUGGAGUCUAUUAACAUUAAGGUUUCACAGGAGAUGUUUGACAGCAUAGUUCGUGAAGUAGUUGAAGAAAUUGGAGUUCCAGCUUCCUCCCUUAGCAACCCUGUUUUCAUUGGUAUAUCUCGCAGGGAUUUGAAUGUGAGGCCAGCUUCAUUUUUCUUUAUCAAAUGCAGUCUUGAUUCAAAUGAAGUUCAGCAGUUUUAUUCUAGUGCACAAGAUGGCUAUGAAUCUACUCAACUAUAUGCUGUUCCAAUGGUUGAAUUAGAAAAAAUGGCUUCUAGGAUGCCUGGAUGUCAUCGAGGUGGAUUUGCUCUUUAUAAAUUGAUGGUUGACACCAUGAAGAUCACUUGAUGGAAGUUUGUAGCACUAACAGUUGUUAAGCAUGGUAUUGUACUAAAAUAGAUUAUACUAAUGUUUGUGUUCAAUUCAUGCCCAGAUAAAAUAAACAAGCCAAUAUAGUGGUGUAUUUAUGUUAUGUCGAAAAUAUUGAACACCUCCCUUCAUUUCUCAUUAAUUUUCGAGACAUUUAUGCGAUACUUGAUUUAUUGUA
Lotus japonicus is the source of this 1144-nucleotide messenger RNA. RefSeq names its product nudix hydrolase 9. Gene Ontology annotation, molecular function: GDP-mannose hydrolase activity. The coding region runs from base 43 to 945 and encodes 300 amino acids. The record is from RefSeq and is a predicted model, not a curated record. Lineage: Eukaryota; Viridiplantae; Streptophyta; Magnoliopsida; Fabales; Fabaceae. The transcript has 9 exons.